GAAUUUGGACUUUUUGACUAGACUUCGACUCGACAUUCCCACACACCCUGCAGAUCACAGAUCAUACGGCACGGUGCACUUCCACUUUCCCCUUACCGUAACAUUCCUUACAGUGGUCUAGCGAGAAUAACUCCUGCUGGAUACCGGGACCGGGAGGGGAGGGAGAGGGCCUUUCUCGCUUCGCUUCGGGUGGUAACACGUGUGCGUGUGUUAGUCUGACUUAUCGGAAGGGUUUGGGAAGGGUUGGGACACGUCGGGGUAUUUUUAUUUCCCAUUUUCCCCGAUAAGUUACCGUACUCGUACAAUAUCCUCGCGCACGUUUCACUACUCGAGUGCUGUACUCGAGUGCUGUACUCGAGUACUCGUACAAUAGUAUUUUGGGAUUUGAAAGGAGGGAAGGGAAGGAAGGAAGGAAGCAAGGGAGAGAAGGGGAAAAGGAAAUUUGGGACGCGCUGGUCUAGAAUAGCAACUUACCGUUACGGUAGCACCAGGAAGCAAGCUUUUUCAGGUGCGUUUUGCUUUUUGAUUCUCACUCUCUCCGAGCCUUGAUGCCCGUUUCCAAACCUCCCCUCAGCCGGCUCGGCCUAAGGAAGGACUGGGCUUAACACUCUUUUCCCUGUUUUCCACCCCCCCAAUCUUGUGCUUGCUUGGUCUUUCAUUACCACUCCACUACCUACUAUUCCUCCCACAAAUUACGAAAAUAAUAAUUUAUUUACACAAUCGUUUAUUUCUUUUCUCUUACUUUUCAUUUUCUUCCUCCAAGGUUUUUUUAGGGGCCUUAGGGUUUGCGGUAUGCUUUUGGGACCUGACGCUUAAUUCAUAUUUCUUAGUUUGUCAUCACUGCGGCUCCGGGCUUGGAAUAAAGGGUGAGGGAGAAGAAGCUCAAGAAGAAGGGGGAAAGUGAAGUGAGGGAAGGAAGGAAGGAACAGCAACCCAAUGGACAACCUCCGCGAAAUACUAGUCUCAGAGAUUAUCGGUUUAAAAAGUUUACUACGCCUGAACGCCGAUGGGGUCGGUGAUGAUGACGAUCUCGUCGCGCAGUUGACGAGAACACGCAUAUCUCUUGAGAAGUUCUCUACGGAGCUUCUAGGCUCGACCCGGAGCACGGAUGUUGUCACACCGGAUACGCUCCCUUCCAGCCUUUCCUCCUCGCCGACUCGCUCGAGCUCGAGUUUGAAUUCGAAUCGGAGUAGUACUACUACUGCAGCUUCACUUGAUGACUGCACGCCCUCCGGAGGAGGAUUGGAGGAAGACGACGCUUUCCUCCGUCUAAGCUCACUGCUAGCGGGCUUGCAAGCACAAGCCGAAGCAGCUGUGUCAUCCGGCUUUUCAACAAGCGCUCCCACAACACCUCUGGUCCGCGCAUUCGUGGACUCGGAUUCCAAUAGUUCCGGGGACGAGGAUGCCGCCAUCUCCCCAGGAGUGUUGGGGAGCAGCGGGGAAGUUAGGCGGAAAUGCGAACUAACAAGAACCCUCUCCCUUCCACACCCCUUCCUAGCACCGGCGCCACGGAGGCUCCGGAAAGCUGCGACUAUCGGGGUCUCGCUUCACGAGGAGGCUGCUUCUACUGCGAGCGGUGGUAAAGAUCGGAAUAACCCGACUGUGAAUAUAACCCCAGUGCCAGAUUCCCCUCCAUGGAACGGAGCCGGGGGUGAUACGGGCUUCCCGCUGACACCCCCUCCUUCCCUGCGCCGCAGGGGAAAGGCGGAGAGUCGCCAUAGACCCACACUGUCGGAUGUGUUCGACGUUCCAAGCCCAACGCCCACCCCGGAUCGGAGGAAUUCCUGGUUGCCGAAGGAGUUGGAGAUCGAUGGGCUUUUGACCGAGUUCUUGGAGGGUAGGGAGGGGGUUGAGAUGGGAUUUCGAUGGGUCUGGGUGUAUUUGCUUGGCGGGGGGAUUGUAUGGGCUUUUGUGGGGUGGUUACUAAGUUGGGGGUGUGUGGAGUGCGCGGCUAAUUGCGAGUUGGGGAGGUGA
Molecule: messenger RNA, 1974 nt
Organism: Tuber melanosporum (Perigord truffle)
Lineage: Eukaryota; Fungi; Ascomycota; Pezizomycetes; Pezizales; Tuberaceae
Exons: 3
Coding region: 937-1974 (345 amino acids)
Source: RefSeq, a predicted model, not a curated record